AUGUGGAGAAUUAAAGGACUCGCGUGGAGAGUGCUACAUCGCUACCACACCAGCACCCCGUUGCGUCUCCCCCAGAAUCACCACGUGGAAGAUGAAGUCAUAAACACCUCCACUGUUCUCUCCGCUUCUAGGAACUCUUCGGACAACAGUUCUCAUAAAGAAGAAGAUGGAGAGAGGCGGAAUAAACAGAGGGCCUUUAAAUCGACCUCCGCUGAGCUGCCUCGUUACACAGCCCUCGACGCCGUAGGAUGGGGUGCAUCAGCGGUGCUGUUCAUGCAGAUAUGCCGGAGGAUCCACUCUAGGUUCUCUUCAUGCACUGAUUCCAGUCCAACAUCUGGAGUCAGGACAACACCUCCAAAUUUGCAAAAGUGUGGAUAUCGCCUUCUGCUUGAUAUAUUAUCAAGGAAUGAGGUGGUCCUAAGAGGAAGGAGUGUGUUGUGCCUUCACAAUCAAUCCUGGAGCCAGAGCAGCAGCAGUGAAGGAAGUGACGUUGCGGUACACAGGAGUGAGCAGAACCCCCUGACUACUAAUAGCUCCAUUGUUGACUCUGAGGCGGCGGAGGGGCAGGAUUCCCCCUUACAAGAUGACACACAUAGACCUCCAUCCUGCUCCCAAGAGAAGAAUGUUUUCAAGAAAAAGUCCGCAGACACGGAUCGUGCUCAUGACAAGUGUAUGCCUAAAGGUGAGGAGAAACUGGCAGAAGCGGCGCAGAAUCUCAAAAAAGUGGCAGACGGCAGCGUCCCAGUAAUCCUAAACAUUAUUGGCCUUGAAAAAGCCGCAAGUGGCAACAAUGAAGAAGCGUUCACUUGUUUCCUGGCGGCCGCUCAACAGGACUACAGCAAAGCUCUGUUUAAUACCGGUGUCUGUUACGAGAAGGGCAGAGGAAUUAGCAAGAAUAAGGAGAAGGCCUUCCAUUACUAUUGGCGCGCAGCAGUGGCAGGUCAUCAUCAGGCUCAAUAUCGAUGCGCAAAGCUGCUCUUGACCGCUAGAGGGCAUCAAAGGGAAGAGAAACUGAACACAGCCAUCAGCCUUUUAGAGAAGGCUGCUGCGGCCGGGUUGAUUAAGGCUCAGUUGUGCCUAGCAUCUGUGUAUUCUUUGGAGCCAGUGAGGGAUGGCAGCAAGGCUGUGUACUACCUGCAGAUGGCAGCAGAGAGCAAUGAUGAUACUGCUCUACUCCUGUUGGGUCAGUGCUAUGAAAGUGGCUUCGGGGUUCGGCAGAACUUGAGAAAAGCAAUUGAAUUGUACAAACGAGCUGCUCAAGCGGGCAACAGAGAGGCCCGGCGCUUACUGACGGCUUCCGUUGAGACAGAUGUGUUGCGUUCUAUCCGUUCUUCUCCGUGUUUCCCCGUGUCGGACCGGGACCUCCGGCGGCCUCUCCUCUCUCUGGCCGAUCGUCCUUCGGUCGCUCUUCCCUUCUUGGCUCACUCGUGGAGCACCGGGUGCAUGGACGUGGCCCCUGCGCCCUCCUCCACUCAUUUCCAUUCCCAAAGUUUGGAGGGAAAAUCCUGCCAGUGGAUGGUAGGGGUUGGAUAA
Nerophis lumbriciformis (worm pipefish) is the source of this 1533-nucleotide messenger RNA. The record is from RefSeq and is a predicted model, not a curated record. NCBI's taxonomy places the organism in Eukaryota, Metazoa, Chordata, Actinopteri, Syngnathiformes, Syngnathidae.